Brugia malayi is the source of this 387-nucleotide messenger RNA. RefSeq lists its product as uncharacterized. The record is from RefSeq and is a predicted model, not a curated record. Lineage: Eukaryota; Metazoa; Nematoda; Chromadorea; Rhabditida; Onchocercidae. The transcript has 3 exons. The coding region runs from base 1 to 387 and encodes 128 amino acids.
AUGAUGUAUAGACUCUUCUUGGCAAUUUCAUUGUUAUUCAUUGAAAAUAUUGGAGAGCCAACAGGUGAUCGUCUUCAUGAAUGUUAUAAUUGUCCAGGUAGCACUCCAAACUGUAACGAUGUAUGCGAAGGGCGAUACUGCUACAAAGCGGAAUUUAUUGCCGAUGGUUAUACAACAGUGAAACGUGGUUGUCUAAAUGAGACGGAUGGUGGUAUUCAAAUUGGUUUAUGCGAGGAAACACCAUCCAGUUUACCAGGAUCAGAUCUUCGUGCCGUUGAACGAAUGUGUGUUUGUACAACAGAUAAGUGUAACUUAGCUUCUACUCAUUCUGCUUUCAUUAAUUUAUUUGUCGCCGUCAUUUUAUUAUUCGUAUUUUGUAAUCUAUGA